This is a messenger RNA of Phytophthora nicotianae INRA-310, 997 nucleotides long. RefSeq lists its product as hypothetical. Gene Ontology annotation, biological process: motile cilium assembly; axoneme assembly; cilium movement involved in cell motility. Gene Ontology annotation, cellular component: axoneme. Lineage: Eukaryota; Oomycota; Peronosporomycetes; Peronosporales; Peronosporaceae. The record is from RefSeq and is a predicted model, not a curated record. The annotation marks the transcript as partial. The transcript has 2 exons.
CCAUGGAGCUGGACCAGCUGGACGUCGUGAGCCGCUGCAUCGGACAGACGCUGACGCCGCAGGAGCGGUCAAAUCUGGAGCUGGGCAUGCUCAAGCGUAGCGCCACCGAGACUUUCCAGUCGCUGCGCUUCUGGGGGCGUGUCUCGGGCGAGACGCAGGACUAUCUCGUCUGCGUCGCCGUGAUGCCCGGCAAAGACUAUCCCAAGAAGAAGUUCUACUUUUGCACCAAUUCGUCUCCAGAGCUGCAGCAGUUCCCACAGCUGAACAAGAAGAAGAGCGCGAUGGCGGCAGCACUGACGUCGCGGUUGAAAGGAGACCCGGCGUUUCUGUUCAGUGACUUUGGAGAGCCGCAAAACCAGGAAGAGGGUGAAGCCCCGUUUUGCGAGCUGGACCGGCUUGCUUACAUAGUGGAGGAGAUCGAUCACGCCACCUCGGUAGUACCGCUAGGAGCCUACGUCGUCUCCCCAUUGCACCAGGUCAUCGCCAACCCUUCCUUCCAUGGACUUACAUGGGAUCAGUCUCUUCAGCUCUACAACUUCUUUCACUUCCGUCAUCCAGAUCUGCCUGAACGCGCGCAGAUCAUCGAGAAUGCCGAGGGACUAGUACGUGCUGGAGACUUCUUCGACCCGCUUAUCCAGGAUCUGGACGGCGCGUGGGUCAUCUCCAAGGAUAACACUGGCGCCUACAUGACACUACGCAACUAUGAGUACCCUGGAGCAUUCUGCUUCCAUCGACCCCAGACAGCUCAUUAUGGCAGCGUAUACUUCGGAGAUGGCCGAAAGAACCUGGACAUUGCGUUCAUGAUCUAAGCAGCCAGUACUACCUCCCGGUAAACAAACCAGUCAAACCAUGACGUUAUCAGCUAUCUAACCGUUGUCCUGGGGCUUCCUUACUAUGGCAGCCAGCUAGACUCAUGUUAAACCCGAGCCCAGGCACGAUAUUCCACUCGAACGAUAGCACUAAAAAGAAUCACACGCAAUACUCAUGCAAAAACGUA